AUGACAUUAAUUAAGAGUAGUCUAGCAGAUUUCCAUCUCUGUGAGAGCAUGGACUGUCAGAUCACCCCGGACUGGAAUCUUGUCACCAUUGCCAAUGCAUAUGGCAAAGGCUUUUUUGAUUACCCUGCAAGAAAUUUCAGCUGCUGCAUGAUACAUUUGAACAGAAGCUUGCAGGUCAUCUCCAGUGCAAUGGAUCUGCAAAGCAGACUUUAUAGCCAAUGCUGUAAACAAGCAUGUCCUUCUGCGAGAGUCUAUCCCAGAUUUCUCAAUAUCUUGGGUGACUUUGCUGAUAUCCUCUUAAACCAUUUCAUUUCCAAGAGCUGCAAUCUGAUUACCCAAACAUCUGGAGAGAGCAAUGACGAAUUUAAUGUCAAUUUUUCCAAUUUCGAGUAUGAAGCCAACCUGGCUAGAUAUAAUAAUAUUUCUAGACCCUUCGCAACUCUUGCCAAUGCCGAGGACUUGUCCAGUGAUGGGCAAUACGACUUAAGAGAUUUUGUAUUAGAAGAAAACAUCUUCUCUCAUGCAAGAUUAAUGGAUGUAGACAUUGAUUUCAAUCAAGAUAUAUCUACAGAUAUCGAGUCUCCACUUGAAGUUGGUCCUGUUUACUUCUGUGUCCGCAAUGUCGUUGAACAUAGAGAGUCAUUAAACCAACCUGAAAGUGUUGAAACUGUCAUAAAUGCACUCAUGUCACACUACAAGAUGAACACUCAUCUUAAGAGGGAGUAUACUGUCCGUCCUGUGACAUACAAUAUGUGCCAGGAAGUCUGUAUCUGCUUUGACACUGUAGAAGCUGGUCAGUAUGAAGAUGAGGAAGUGCAGUGCCCUCACUAUGAGAGAGGCACUUUAAUUCCUGUGCAGACCUUCCAGCUUGUGCCUCUCUCUGAACAAUUACGAUUUAAGCUUGGUAAUGCCCAGAAACAAACCAAGAUGGCAUAUGGCAGAAACCAUCUUUCAGAUAAAGUUGGUUGUACAACAUCUGUUAUCCUCGAUGGUAAUGCUGUCAAACGUUUGGUUCAGAGUGAUGUUAUUGAUCAGAAUGAUAUUUUGAUAUCAAUGUUUGUUGAUCAAUUCAAUCUUUUUGAUAAUUCAAAAAUGUCAGCAACUGUUGUGCAUGUUAUCAAUCUCAGUAUUUAUCCAAAACUAAAGUACAAUAUUAGAAGCUAUACAUAA
Molecule: messenger RNA, 1170 nt
Organism: Phycomyces blakesleeanus NRRL 1555(-)
Lineage: Eukaryota; Fungi; Mucoromycota; Mucoromycetes; Mucorales; Phycomycetaceae
Exons: 7
Coding region: 1-1170 (389 amino acids)
Source: RefSeq, a predicted model, not a curated record